Molecule: messenger RNA, 1251 nt
Organism: Striga asiatica
Lineage: Eukaryota; Viridiplantae; Streptophyta; Magnoliopsida; Lamiales; Orobanchaceae
Source: the annotation of a GenBank genome assembly
AUGAACAUCGAUUCAGAGAAUUACUAUGAGAGUUCAAAAGGCGCUUACACUUUUAGAGCAUCUCCAAUGCUAGUUAACUUAUGCUUCUAUUGUGGCAAGAUCGGUCACCUGGACAAAGCUUGUGCCAAGAGACUUGCUGACAUUGACAAAAGCUGUGUCAUGGAAGGGCAAUAUGGAGAGUGGCUUCGUGCCCCUGAGAAUGGUGGAUUCUCGAGAAGCAACUACUCUAGUUCUCCCUCAAGGCAGAACACAAAUUCUCCUCAGCAGGAUAAAAAUGGCUAUCAGGGUUCUUCUAGUAAAAUUAAUGUGGCCAGUGGCAGUGGUAAGGUGGCUGGUGUUGAAGAGACUGGUGAGGCUCAACUGUCAUCUCAGAGUAAACUAAAGAAUAUGCAAAUCAUAGGACAGAGCAGCUCUUCCCAGGAAGUUCAUAAUACCUCUAGUAAGCAGAUUGUAUCAAUUAUGGCCUCUCAUGAUGAGGAGCACAAUCAUCAGCAGAUUGUUUGUAUUGGCCAGCACACGGAGCCAGAUCUUCCAAUGUUAGAUGUGCAGCAAGAUACUCACAAAUCCUCUCAGAUUUCCACUCAGCCAUCUUCAAGCUCUCAACCAACCACUAGCAAAGUCAAGGGCUGGAAAAGAUCAAAAAUUCAGGAUGGCAGACUUCUAAGAAGCAAUUCCCAAACAGAUAAUGGAAGUAACCAGGAGUCUCAUAAGAGGAGUAGAGCUUUGAUGUGUGUUCCAGCUCAGUUCUCAGAAGAAGAAGAUGGGUUGCUGUUGAUCCCAUUGGUAUUAGUGGAGGUCUUGUUCUUCUUGGGGACAGUUCUCAGAGUAUCCUUCAGAUUAUUCAUCAUUCUUUUUGCUUUGAAGUUUAAGUCAGAUUGGCUUAUUGGUGGAGAUUGGAAUGCCAUUGUGGAUAUCAGUGAAAAAAGAAGAGGCAAAGAUAAAAUUCUUGCUGAUAUGAUUAGUUUCCAGAAUUUUAUUAACCAAAUGAGCAUGGUGGAGUGGUCCUCUUCUCAUAGCUCUGCCAUGGUUCUGAAUUGUUACAAAACUGCUUCUGAUCACAGUCUUAUGGUAUUAGUCAGUGAGCUCACUCAGAGAAAAUCCAAAGCCAGGUUCAUCUUCAACAAACAAUGGGUUGAGAAACAAGAUGUUAUGGCAGUAGUUAAGAAAGCCUGGGAACCUCUGUGCAGUGGAACUCCUAUGUUCCAGUUUCAAGAAAAGAUCAAACAAACCAGGGUGGCUCUACUUAAAUAG